GUACAUGUGUUGUGUUGUUUUUUUUCCAGAUGAUGAGAACCUCCCUAUCGUACCACCUAUAUUAGUCACUGUACCGUUUGAUUAUCCUGAAAACAGUCCCGAAUGUUCUACCAGUAGAAAAGAUUACGAGUCAACACCAUUCCUUCGUGCCAUACAGAAGUCGAUGGUUACACAUCUUCUAGAUCUGCCGAGUAAAUUUACAUUUACUUCACUACUUGAUAUGUGGGAAAUGAGUGUGAGGAAGGCAUGUGCACCAACCUGAAAUUAAAUGACUUAUUUAUCUCCCUUUAUAACAUAGAUCUGGAACAAAAAACAAUUACAAACAAAUGAUGUGCAACACAACAUUUUUUCUUGAGCCAAUGUUUUAGCAUUAAAUCACUUGAAAACUCUG
Molecule: messenger RNA, 391 nt
Organism: Ruditapes philippinarum (Manila clam)
Lineage: Eukaryota; Metazoa; Mollusca; Bivalvia; Venerida; Veneridae
Product: mediator of RNA polymerase II transcription subunit 15-like
Exons: 3
Coding region: 5-262 (85 amino acids)
Source: RefSeq, a predicted model, not a curated record